AUGGCGGACAUCAACGUCGAGGAGGUGCUCAGCAAGCUCACCGUCGCCGAGAAGGUCGACCUGCUAGCCGGCAUCGACUUCUGGCACACCAAGCCCCUUCCCAAACACGGCGUCCCCUCGCUCCGCCUCUCGGACGGGCCCAACGGCGUCCGCGGCACCAAGUUCUUCAACGGCACCAAGGCGGCCUGCUUCCCCUGCGGCACGGGCCUGGGCGCCACCUUCAACGUGGACCUGCUGCGCGAGGCCGGCGCCAAGAUGGGCGACGAGGCCAAGCUCAAGGGCGCGCACUGCAUCCUGGGCCCCACCAUCAACAUGCAGCGCUCGCCGCUCGGGGGCCGCGGCUUCGAGUCGCUGAGCGAGGACCCCGUGCUGGCGGGGCUCGGCGCCGCGGCGCUGGUCGAGGGCAUCCAGAGCACGGGCGUGCAGGCGACGCUCAAGCACUUUGUGUGCAACGACCAGGAGCACAAGCGCAACGCCGUGCAGUGCAUCCUGACGCGGCGCGCGCUGCGCGAGAUCUACGCGCUGCCGUUCCAGAUCGCCAUCCGCAGGAGCCGGCCGGGCGCCGUCAUGACGGCGUACAACGGCGUCAACGGCACGUACUGCAGCGAGAGCCGCGAGCUGCUCGAGGGCAUGCUGCGCCAGGAGUGGGGGUGGGACGGCCUGGUCAUGAGCGACUGGUACGGCGUGUACAGCACGACCGAGGCGGCGCUCGCGGGGCUCGACCUCGAGAUGCCCGGCCCCACGCGGUUCCGGGGCGAGCUGCUCAAGUUCAACGUCUCGACGGACAAGGUGCGGGAGCACGAGCUGGACGAGAGGGCCCGGGCGAUGCUCGAGUUCGUCAAGAGGUGUGCCGCGUCCGGGGUCAGGGAGGGCCAGGAGGAGAAGACGGGGGACACGCCCGAGACGGCGGAGCUGCUGCGGAGGGUCGGCGGGGAGUCGCUUGUGCUGCUGAGGAACGAGGGCGGGGUGCUGCCGCUGAAGAAGGAGAAGAAGACCGUCGUCAUCGGCCCCAACGCCAAGAUCGCGACCUACCACGGCGGCGGCUCCGCCUCGCUCGCCGCCUACUACGCCGUCACCCCCUACGACGGCAUCGCCGCCAAGCUGCCCGCCCCGCCCGCCUACACCGUCGGCUCCUACUCGCACAAGCUGCUGCCGCUGCUCGGCUACGCCCUCACGGCCGACGACGGCAGCCGGGGCAUGCGCAUGCGCGUCUACAACGAGGCGCCCGGGGACCCGGCGCGCGGGCCGUGCACCGACGAGCUCGUGCUCGACAAGACGGACCUGCUGCUCGUCGACUACUACAACCCCAAGCUCAAGUCGGCGACGUGGUACGCCGAGUUUGAAGGGUCGUUCGUGGCGGACGAGGACUGCGAGUGGGUGCUGGGGCUCAUCGUGUGCGGCACGGCCAAGCUCUUCGUCAACGGCGAGCUGGUCAUCGACAACGCGACCGAGCAGCGCGCGGGCGACGCCUUCUUCGGGUCGGCGACGGUCGAGGAGACGGGCCGGCUGCGGGUGGCCAAGGGCGAGACGUACACCUUCCGGUGCGAGUUCGGGUCGGCGCCGACGUCCAAGCUCCAGGGGGACGCGGUGCUGUUCGGCGGCGGCGCGCUGCGCAUCGGCGGGUGCAAGGUCAUCGACCCGGCGGCCGAGAUCCGGCGCGCGGCGCAGCUGGCGAGGGAGGCGGACCAGGUCGUCGUCUGCGCCGGCCUCAACGCCGACUGGGAGACCGAGGGCGCGGACCGGGAGGGCAUGGACCUCCCCGUGCCCAUGGACGAGCUCAUCUCCGCCGUGGCCGCGGCCAACCCCGCCGGCACGGUGGUCGUCGUGCAGUCUGGCACGCCCGUGCACAUGCCCUGGGCCGGCGAGGUGGCGGGCAUCGUGCAGGCGUGGUACGGCGGCAACGAGACGGGCAACGCUAUCGCCGACGUGCUCUUCGGCGACGUCAACCCCUCGGGCAGGCUGCCGCUCAGCUUCCCGAGGAGGCUCAGCGACAACCCGGCCUUUCUCAACUUCCGGGCCGAGGGCGGGCGGACGCUGUACGGCGAGGACGUGUAUGUCGGGUACAGGUACUACGAGUUUGCGGGGCGGGAGGUGCUGUUCCCGUUCGGGCACGGGCUGAGCUACACUACGUUUGCGUUCUCGGGGCUACGGGUGGAGGAGAAGGACGGGGUGCUCAGGGUCGAGGUGGAGGUCGAGAACACGGGGAGCGUCAAGGGUGCGGAGGUGGUGCAGGUCUACGUCGCUCCGACCAAGAAGGCCAAGGUCAACAGGCCGGUCAAGGAGCUGCGCGGGUUCGCCAAAGUAGAGCUCGGGCCGGGGGAGAAGCGCAAGGUCAGCGUCGAGGCGGAGACCAAGUACGCGGCCGCGUACUGGGACGAGGAGAGGGGCAAGUUCUGCGUCGAGGAGGGCGAGUACGAGGUCGUUGUCGCCGACAGCAGCGAGGUGAAGGAGGGCAAGGCGCUGAGAGGGAGGUUUACGGUCGCGAGCACGUUUUGGUGGACUGGGCUUUAG
This is a messenger RNA of Thyridium curvatum, 2511 nucleotides long. RefSeq lists its product as uncharacterized. NCBI's taxonomy places the organism in Eukaryota, Fungi, Ascomycota, Sordariomycetes, Thyridiales, Thyridiaceae. Gene Ontology annotation, molecular function: beta-glucosidase activity. Gene Ontology annotation, biological process: glucan catabolic process. The record is from RefSeq and is a predicted model, not a curated record. The coding region runs from base 1 to 2511 and encodes 836 amino acids. The transcript is spliced from 3 exons.